AUGGAGGACGAUGAAAUACCUGACCUGGUUGAAGUUUCUCAGAAUGGCGGCACCUCCAGCGCUCUGAGAGAUGGUCCUGAAAGAAAGGUGCCCAUCACUAUCAUAACCGGCUACUUGGGAGCUGGGAAGACUACUUUGCUCAACUAUAUCUUGAGAGCCGAGCACGGCAAGAAAAUCGCAGUUAUUUUAAACGGCAUGUGA
This is a messenger RNA of Fonsecaea erecta, 201 nucleotides long. RefSeq lists its product as hypothetical. Lineage: Eukaryota; Fungi; Ascomycota; Eurotiomycetes; Chaetothyriales; Herpotrichiellaceae. The record is from RefSeq and is a predicted model, not a curated record. The transcript has 2 exons. Bases 1 to 201 code for a protein of 66 amino acids. Gene Ontology annotation, cellular component: cytoplasm.